Talaromyces marneffei is the source of this 1539-nucleotide messenger RNA. RefSeq lists its product as uncharacterized. Gene Ontology annotation, biological process: regulatory ncRNA-mediated gene silencing. NCBI's taxonomy places the organism in Eukaryota, Fungi, Ascomycota, Eurotiomycetes, Eurotiales, Trichocomaceae. Gene Ontology annotation, cellular component: ARC complex. The record is from RefSeq and is a predicted model, not a curated record. The transcript has 5 exons. Bases 1 to 1539 code for a protein of 512 amino acids.
AUGGAGCCAGUUAAAGAAAUCAGUCAUUCAGACACCCUCACUGAAGAUGAUUUUAUACAUCGAGAACCUGAUAGACCAGUACAAACGUCAACCCUUCAGGAUGAAUUGGAUCCGACCUCCCCCCCUCCUGUCGCCGAGGAAGAACCCAAAAAAGAUGUAGUCAAGGCAACGGAAAAGCCACAGAAAGAAAAAAAAGAGGAGCCAAAGGUGUUGGCUGAGAAGCAGAAGGAAAAGCUCCGAAGGAAGGAGAAGUACAGGAACUUGCCAAAAAGUAAAAGCCAUGGCCAGCCAAAACCUACAGGUUUCGAGAAAUAUUUCACCGAAGCACCAGUUACCCCAGAGGAGUACCUGAACGAAAGGAGCAUCUACCAUAGUGAUUAUCCUGCAAUCUUUCGCAUCCAAGAGGCACUCAACAGGUACCAGCAAAAGCGUCGACUUCUUGAGGAGCGCAUGCAGGUGUUUUCCCAGUACCUCAGAUAUGGCGGUGUUGAGGUCGGUGCCAAGAUGUUUGGAGGAGUGUCGGAAAUGGAAUUGAAGGCGAUGGACAAGGAGGGCAUCGUUAUUGCUCGCUCACAAACCGACAUCAGCGUUGAGAAAAUGAAUUUGGACAUCGAUUUCGAGCAUGUUGCUAAGGCGUUUCUAUCACUCUAUUUGCCGGACUACUGCCGCCCAGAAGGCAUACACGCCAUCAGGCUCGCAACUGAUACCAUCAGAAACUGGCUCAAUUACCUUCUCUACCAUGACGUCACCCCCGAAUACACUGACAACAUCAAGUCAGCUCGCACCUACUGCAACAUCGCAGAGAAGCAACUUUGGGAUAAUCAACGUCUGCUAGCGAAUGGACCCGGAGACUUCAACAAGGCCAACUCUUUUCUCUUCGGCGGUUACUACUACGAUAAAGGCACACAAACCGAGCAGCCUAAGGCAUGGGCAGAUGAAAACCUGCUACGAAACCGAGCUCCAAUGGCACCAUCAGUUGCCCAGAAAGUUGUCAUGUUUGCUCUUGCUGCUAAUGGCACAGAUGAGCAGUCUACUUCAUUUAGUAAUCUUGCAAUGAAAGGGGAACUGUCAGCGCAUGCCAUCCAAGAUAUUGAUGGGUUUGAAAUAGUAGACAUCCUCAUGCCCGACGACGGGAUCCGCAGAUUCUAUGAGACCUAUGCACCAGAUCUCAAUGUCGUUGGGAAAGUGCGCGCAAAAGCGUGGCGUGACCCAAAUGGCCCGCCGAUUGAUCUGGCACCUGGAGAGGCGUUGCCGAACAUUCACGGAAUGGAAUUUGAGUUCUUCGUUGAGGAAAGACUUCUUCAGUAUUGCUAUCUUGGGAUGAAGUUCGUCACGACUGUUUGGGAACUGAAUUGCGGUGUGUUCUUUUUCGAUGAGAUUUUGAACGCUUACUGUUCGUUCUACACACCGUCUUUGAAUGACCUGAUGCUGGGCUGGAAGGCUCCGCGUGAUCUUACCAAGAAAGGAAAGCAAGAAGGGGAAACUAGCCUGGAAAAUGCGACUACCGAUGAUGUUGCAUUCAGCGACGAGGAGUAUUAG